This is a messenger RNA of Colletotrichum acutatum, 1044 nucleotides long. Its product is annotated as proline racemase. Gene Ontology annotation, molecular function: 4-hydroxyproline epimerase activity. Lineage: Eukaryota; Fungi; Ascomycota; Sordariomycetes; Glomerellales; Glomerellaceae. The coding region runs from base 1 to 1044 and encodes 347 amino acids. The transcript has a single exon. The record is from RefSeq and is a predicted model, not a curated record.
AUGAGCGCCAGUCGUGUCAUUAACGUGGUUGGAUGCCACGCGGAGGGUGAAGUUGGCGAUGUAAUCACCGGCGGUGUUCUAGAUGUGCCGGCCCCGAGCAUGUGGCACAAACUACAGCACUUUUUGACGCACAAAGACGAGCUGCGUCAGCUACUAUUGAAUGAACCAAGAGGAAGAUCACCAAAAAACACGAACUUGAUCCUCCCGCCAUGCAACCCCGAAGCCGCUGCAGGAUUCCUGAUUAUGGAAAGUGAGGAAUAUGCGCCAAUGUCCGGAUCCAACACCAUCUGUACGGCGACGGUACUCUUACAGACAGGGAUGAUCCCCAUGCAGGAACCAAUCACCAAAUUCUCUCUAGAUACGGCGGCUGGUCUGGUCGGCGUGACUGCGGAGUGCCAAGGUGGUAAAUGCAAAUCCGUGGCUUUUGAAAAUGUGCCCGCCUUCGUGGACCGGUUCGAUCUGCAGGUCGACGUCCCGGGGAUCGGGACCGUCUCCGCCGACAUUGUCUGGGGCGGGAUGUGGUACGCUAUCGUGGACGCAACAUCUGUCGGGAUGACCAUCGAGCCGAGCAAGGGCGCAAAGCUUGUGGAGCUCGGCGAAAGGAUCAAGUCAGCAUUGAAAGCUGCAUACACGCCUCAUCAUCCAGAGAACCCAGAAAUCAAGGGCAUCUCGGUGCUCGAAUUCACAGAGCCGCUUCACCAAGAUACCAUUGGGAAGGUUGCCAAGAAUACUGUUGUCGUGUCUCCCGGGCGUUUUGAUCGCAGCCCUUGUGGCACCGGCACCAGUGCGCGGAUGGCUCUGCUGCAUGCCAAGGGCCAGCUGGCGGUUGGAGAAUACUUCAAGCACACUAGCGUUAUUGAUACGGCUUUCGAGUGCCGUAUCUCUCGGACUGUCAAAGUCGGAGAUAUUGAUGCUGUCGUACCAAUCAUCAAGGGCAGAGCAUGGAUCACUAGCUACAAGCAGGUCGUCUUGGAUCCAGAGGACCCCUUUCCUACCGGAUUCAGAGUGGGGGACCAAUGGCAUGUCCCUGAUAUCGAGUCCUAG